UAUUCAUGGACACUACUUAGGGUCACUUCCUUCAUGUCUGCUGUUCCUGUACUCUAACUUGUACACUAUAUGUUCCUCAUUCUGGCGUUUAAAACGCAGCCUUUAGCGUGUAGUUAUAAAGGUCUAGAGGCGGAACUGAACUCCGGGAGCUGUUGGUUUUCUUCGGCGAGGAUACCUGUCGCUUCUUCGGGCUUUUUCCUCGACACAAACACUCCAGAAAUGGCGAAUAAAGAGCAGUCCGUUGUGACCGAAUGCGCGCUCCAGCUGCGAACGCUCGGAGAUCUGAUCUACUGGAAAUACGUGCUGCUGGAGUUCCUGGCGAGAACUUUGCAGGCAGCCAACGACGACGCUGCAGGAGGGACGUAAAUCCCUAAUGAGAACAUGAAGAUUUGAAUUAAAAAGAGGUCACUUAAGGCCGGAGCAGGAAUGGCUGCUCGUUUCCUGCUUCCAUCAGCAAAAAAAAAAAAGAAGAAGAAAAAUCCAAGCUUCUGUGCGUCAAGGAGUUUGUAAAAUCAGGCUUACACUUUGCUGUCUGUCGAUUAUGUUCAGGGAAACUACUUCCUGUCUGCUGUUUUACUACUGUUGCAGAACAGUGACAUGGACUGUAUCCAGAUGCGGUUCGUGAUGUCUAACGUGGCAGGUCACGUUUGGUCACCAUCAUAUCACAUUUGCACAUCUGUCCUGUUACAUGUGUGUAUGCAUGCAGGCGCAUACAUACGUUUUAGGAAGAAAAAAAACACGAAUCUAUGUCACUUUACUUCUAAGAUCCUCUACCUCAAGGCAGGUUUUCUCUGUGUGACUUCAGCUUCAUCACUAUACAGACAAAAGUUUGUGGACACCUAAUUGUAAGAUUCUUUUUGAACAUCUCAUUCCACAUUUCCAUGUGACGCAUAUCUUCCUGUUAUGAACACUGAAUUUUCGCAAAAUUUUGCUACCACAUCCAAAGACGUCCGAUAGGGUUGUCCGAAUACUUUGUGUCUAUAUAGCGUAAUUUGUAUGACCUGAUAUAAUCCGUGCAAGAACAUUUCCGAGUGUAAAUAUCUUCGGUAUAACAAUAAAUGAUGUUACAAUGAACGAAAAGGUAUGUUAUAAAAAAAAGAAAGACAAAGUAAUACGGAUACAGGAAGCCUUGAUAUUGUUUCCACAGUUCUUUUUUUUUAUUGUGACAUAAGAGAAUUGUAACGAGGCAUAAAAAAAAUCCAGGCUUCGAUUAAACCCCAAGUUGAGUUUCUUUUUUUUUUUUUUUUUUUUUUUUUUUUUUUUUUCACAACUCACAUGAUUUGAGUUUUGCUUUGUGCUUUCAUGUUCUCACAUGUGUGAUUUUCUGUUGAGUGAUGUAUCGGUGCUUUUUAAAUCUUUAUUCUUUAUAUUUCAAACAAUAAGAUCCUGAACAGUGGCACUUAAAUAGACUUCACAUUAAGCAUUCUAGAAACUACUGUAUUUUAUUUUAUUUUUAUUUUUUUUACCUCAGAGCCAAAACCAUAAUUUAUGUCUGAAAACUGUCUUCAAAUGAUUAUUCAUCGGUAGCAUCCAGACCACAGACGCACACAAACUGUCUGUGGUGAUUUGUUUUCUCUACUUUUUGUGUCUAUGAAUUCAGUGCCAGACUAAUAACUAUUAUAAGUUCAUAUAUUUAAGCACUUUCCAAAAAAAAAAAAAAAACCAUCUUGCAGCUUAUAUACAUGAUUUUGAGUUUGAUUGUGGGUUUUUUCCUGCUGGGUUUUUUGUUUGUUACAUUAUUUUAUAUUUAUUUUAUUACUAUACUGUAUCUCAAAUAAAAUCCUUUUACCCACA
Silurus meridionalis is the source of this 1794-nucleotide messenger RNA. RefSeq names its product phorbol-12-myristate-13-acetate-induced protein 1 (gene pmaip1). The record is from RefSeq and is a predicted model, not a curated record. The transcript is spliced from 2 exons. The coding region runs from base 70 to 366 and encodes 98 amino acids. Lineage: Eukaryota; Metazoa; Chordata; Actinopteri; Siluriformes; Siluridae.